AAAGACCAUGAAAAACAUACUUUCAAUUCGAUUAAUGCAACUUAUUUACAUAAACAAAUAAUACUUGACGCACAUCGUAGUUUCUCAAAUCGAAACUACGUAAUCAAAAGCAGCUUUUACACGGUAUUUAAAGAUCGAAAUUGGAAAUAAGGAGAAAUCUUAUCAUCAUUUAAAUUUCCGAAAAAUUUAUCGACGCUCAGAGGUAUUUUCUUUGAUUCUGAUAUUUGUGGAAUAGACUAUCAACAUGAGAAUUUGCAUAAACAUCCGGAGUCUAGAAAUAACAUUUCGAAAGUGUCCAAGCCCGCCUUCAAAAUAUAACAAGUCGAAAAGUGGGGAGGGAAGAGGGUAGGGGUUAACAGAUUCGGAUACAUUUCAAAACCCCCCGACAGGGGUUAAAAUGUUGUCAACCUCCAUGAUACCUUUAUGGGUAUAACUUGCGUGAUAUGUUUGCUGUUUCACCCCUAUCUAUACGGCCGUGUUAUUGUUGUUUAAAGUGGAUAGAUAGAAACGGAGGGCAUAGAUCAAACCUUACGACAAACAACGUGUAGAACCCGAGAGUGCAUUUUGGUACGUGUCGCAUAAGAAAAAGGAAUAGAUGAGACAGAACGGGACGCGACGUUGAAACUUGCGCAUUAUAGUCUGGCGCUUUAGUCGCUUUGCCAAUCGUGCAAGUUAGACACUAGAGAUAAGUGCGGUUCUACCAGGUUCUGCUACCGAUGUCGCAACGGCACAAUCUAACCUCCUGAAAAAAACUAGCAGCGUCCUGAUCGAGGUAACUGUCAGUUCACGGUACGUCAUCGUAAAGCGCCUCGAUUAAGGUUAUUUUCUUUAUAGCCGACUCGUGAUUAGUUCGUCAACCGAUAAGCAAAUCCACGUACGCGACACAUGGCUAACAGAUCGCUGCUAGAUGGUAAAUCAUAAUAAAUUCGAACACCACGAAGCCAAGGAUAAGAAUAGUGUCUCAAUCGAAGAAUUGGAACGGUAUUCGCCACGGCUUUCACAGAGAUGGUUGGAUUGGCGGGCGGGGGAGGUCAUCUGUAUCCCUCGCCCCCAAUGCAACCUAAUCCAGAAUUGAGAGAAAUGACCGGAAUUGCUCCUAGUGCUCCGACUAGUGCAGAUGCUUGUUUAAGCAUAGUGCAUUCAUUAAUGUGUCAUCGUCAAGGUGGUGAAAGUGAAGGUUUCAGUAAAAGAGCUAUUGAAUCUUUAGUUAAAAAGCUUAAAGAAAAACGGGAUGAAUUGGAUAGCUUAAUAACUGCUAUCACUACUAAUGGAGCACAUCCCAGUAAAUGUGUUACAAUACAGAGAACUCUUGAUGGUAGAUUACAAGUUGCCGGUCGUAAGGGUUUCCCGCAUGUCAUUUAUGCACGAAUCUGGAGAUGGCCAGAUUUACACAAGAACGAAUUAAAACAUGUCAAAUACUGCCAGUUUGCUUUUGACUUAAAGUGUGAUUCUGUAUGUGUAAAUCCAUAUCACUAUGAGCGGGUUGUGUCUCCUGGCAUAGACCCGUUCUUUACAGACCUGUCUGGACUGACACUGCAGUCAGGAGUAGGCGUAGGACCAGGUGGUAGACUGGUCAAAGAUGAGUACUCUGUCGGUGGUGGAGGAACAGCAGCAGCUGGAGCAGUAGGGACCGCAAUGGACGUUGACGGAGAAAUGAAUCAAACCAUUCAACAUCAUCCCCCUGCUCAACCUACUUCAUCUAAUAACACUCAACCAUCUCAGCAGACUUUUAUACCAGGCCUAGCACCGCCUAAUCCAACUAGUGGUGAGGGUAUGUUUGGCAGUAAUGGGGGAGGGAAUAAUGCUGGUAACCCCCACAAUAAAAUGGACGACAAUAAUUGCCCCAGGCAAACCUGGAUUCCUACACCUCAUCAUUCUACAACACGUAAUAUUCAUCAUCUAGUACAUCCAAUGAGUCACACCGUAGGUAGCCAACAGCAGUCAUUGAGUACAUCUAGUGGAGGAAAUGGCACCCAAAUGCUCAGUCCCUCGCAAGGACAGCCCACAGAAGCUUUUUAUGGAACUAACACACCACCUCAAGACCUUAAUCAGCCACCAAACGUUGAUGCGUUAACGGCAUCUUUAGGAGAAGGCCAGAACUCUCCUGUAUCACCUGUACAUAUUCAUCAUCCAAAUGGAUUUCCAGUGGGUACAGCUGCUUACAAUUCGGGAGCACCACAGUGGACUGGAGCCAAUACUCUCACGUAUACUCAGAGCAUGCAACCUCCAGAUCACAGACAUCUCCAUCCUACUUCUUAUUGGGGUGGUCAUGGAGGCGAUGUAGGAGGUAAUAUUGGUGGUUUACUUUCCACCCAACCAGCACCUGAAUAUUGGUGUUCUGUCGGCUAUUUUGAAUUAGAUACUCAAGUAGGUGAAACGUUCAAAGUAAGCAGUAGUUGCCCUACCGUCACGGUCGACGGAUAUGUAGAUCCAAGCGGCGGUAAUAGAUUUUGUUUAGGAGCAUUGAGUAAUGUACACAGAACAGAACAAAGUGAGAAAGCACGUCUUCACAUAGGAAAAGGAGUCGUGUUGGAUUUGAGGGGUGAAGGAGACGUUUGGUUAAGAUGCCAAAGCGAACAUAGUGUUUUUGUACAAUCUUAUUAUUUAGACAGAGAAGCAGGUCGCGCACCUGGUGACGCGGUACAUAAAAUUUAUCCCUCCGCAUAUAUUAAAGUCUUCGAUUUACGACAAUGUCACAAACAAAUGAGAGGACAAGCCGCUACUGCUCAAGCUGCUGCCGCGGCGCAAGCUGCUGCUGUUGCAGGGCACUUAACACAUGGAGCACCGAUUACUAAAAGUCUUAGUGCAGCAGCUGGCAUAGGCGUAGAUGAUCUCCGACGACUCUGUAUUUUGCGUUUAAGUUUUGUGAAAGGUUGGGGUCCUGAUUAUCCUCGGCAAAGUAUAAAAGAAACUCCAUGCUGGAUAGAGGUACAUUUACAUAGAGCCCUUCAGUUACUAGACGAAGUUUUACACACCAUGCCAAUAGAUGGUCCUCGGGGAAUUGAAUAAUUUUAUUUGCCUCUGAAUAAUACAUGCGAUAUAAAAAAAAAAGACAUCACAUUGCUGCAAACUCUGCAUCAAGUGUGCAAAAUGUAUAAAAUGCAUACAUGUAUGAUAUACUGUGCGGUAUCUUUGGGAAAAAAAUCAACGCAAGAUGUUGAUUCCAACGAAAACAGUGCGAAUUUCAAUACAAAACGAAAUAUUGAAUCGCAUUGGAACGUUUACUGAAGUUUUUUAUAUAUUUUACACACAUGAUUUGUCGCGUAGGAUGAAAUGUGUGCCACGGCCUUGCAUUACCGUCAACGUACAAACGUUAUGCAAAGGAAAUAUUAUUUUUCUUUAUGAAAAGUUAUUUUUUAAGAAGAAGGAAGUGCAUCUACAAGAAGAAAUAAAGGUAGGAUGAAAGACUUCUAUUUUAAUAGGCAGUCGGUGUCCGAUUUAAGAGAAAAAAAAUACAUUUUCCAUGGCAUGGCCUGGUGAGCUCAGCAAAGUGCGUGAGUAAAACGUGAU
Nomia melanderi (Alkali bee) is the source of this 3510-nucleotide messenger RNA. RefSeq names its product Smad/Smad4 homolog Medea (gene Med). Gene Ontology annotation, cellular component: heteromeric SMAD protein complex. The record is from RefSeq and is a predicted model, not a curated record. Gene Ontology annotation, biological process: cell differentiation; SMAD protein signal transduction; anatomical structure morphogenesis. Lineage: Eukaryota; Metazoa; Arthropoda; Insecta; Hymenoptera; Halictidae. Gene Ontology annotation, molecular function: I-SMAD binding; RNA polymerase II cis-regulatory region sequence-specific DNA binding; DNA-binding transcription factor activity, RNA polymerase II-specific.